Messenger RNA from Onychostoma macrolepis, 1771 nucleotides. RefSeq names its product integral membrane protein 2Cb (gene itm2cb). Gene Ontology annotation, cellular component: Golgi apparatus; extracellular exosome; plasma membrane. Lineage: Eukaryota; Metazoa; Chordata; Actinopteri; Cypriniformes; Cyprinidae. Gene Ontology annotation, biological process: negative regulation of amyloid precursor protein biosynthetic process. The transcript is spliced from 7 exons. The coding region runs from base 4 to 972 and encodes 322 amino acids. Gene Ontology annotation, molecular function: amyloid-beta binding. The record is from RefSeq and is a predicted model, not a curated record.
AUUAUGAGGCCAUCUAUGAAGAAAACAGACGCCGAUUGGUGGACUCUUACGUUGAAGUGUACCGGAAGCGAGGGAAUCCUCUUUAAGUUCGCCCUCUGUCGAGCGCUCCAUUCACAGCACAGAAGCGUCCUUGGCGGUACAGUCACUACUGGAUGUCCUAACCGCAGAAAACUAGGAAGAAGCGUCAAAAUGGUGAAGAUAUCUUUUCAGCAAGUAACUGUACAGAAGCCGGAAAAGGAGAACGAUGGAGACAAAGAGGAAAUUCACAUGCCCUACUCUCACCAGGAUGAGUUGGUGCUCCCGGUAAGAUCUAAGAAGUCGCCCUUUAGUGGCCUUUGGUGCGUCGUGCUCGGCUUGGUGAUCUUCCUGUCAGGCUUGAUCAUGGCGUCUGUAUUCCUGUACCGAUACUACUUCAGCCCGCAGAUCCCAGAGGACAGUUUGUUCCACUGUCGGGUGAUGUACGAGGACCCCCUGUUCGCCCCAUUACUCGGAAGACAGGAGCUAGAGGAGAACGUGGGCAUCUACCUGGAUGACAACUACGAGCAGAUCAGCGUGCCUGUGCCCGACUUUGGAAGCAGCGACCCAGCUGACAUCAUUCAUGACUUUCACAGGGGACUCACAGCUUACUACGACAUUGCGUUGGAUAAGUGCUAUGUUAUUGAACUCAACACGACAAUCGUCAUGCCGCCCAGGAACCUGUGGGAGCUGCUUGUCAAUGUCAAGCGGGGGAUGUAUUUGCCCCAGACCUACAUCAUUCAGGAAGAGAUGGUGGUGACGGGGCGUGUUAGGAACAUGCGUCAGCUGGGACCCUUCAUCCACCGGCUCUGUUAUGGAAAAGAAACCUACAGACUGAGGCGGCGUAGCGGCCAAAGACGUGUCGAUAAGAGGGAGACCAGGAACUGCCACAGCAUCCGGCACUUUGAGAACACGUUUGUCGUAGAGACAAAGAUUUGCGACCGACUCCUGCUGUAGUUUCCCUCCGUUCUUCUCAACUCUACUGAGCAAAACCCAAAACUGUCCCUUCCCCAUCUGUCCAGCUUAACAGCACUUUAUCAGCAUGAUAAACCUGUACAUAAUGUUCGAUAAUGCCAUACUAGUGUGUUUGUUUGUUGAAAAUUACUUUUUUCACCCAAGUGUUUUUUUGUUUGUUUGUUUUUUUUGUCUUUGUCUAAAUUAGAUUUUGAUUUGCAUAUUCGGAAGCACACUGUCUAGUUUGUAGUUUCAUUUCACUCUCAGGUUAUUUGUAUUUUAUUUUAUUAAUUUUUUUCGGUCCCACUUUAUAUUAGGUGGCCUUAACUAAUAUAAAGUGGGACCAUUUUUUUUUUUUUUUUUUCAGUGGGGAGGUUUCCUCUAAUAUAACUGUGAGAUUAGUCUCAGACAUCUGGCAUGCACUGACGAAUGAUUUGCAUUUUGUUUUUUCUUCCUCUGUAAAAGCCUCGGUUUGUGUAGACUGAUGGUUUUUGUGGCCCGUUUCACUUAUUCAUUAUUUUCUGUGUUCGCUAAGAAAUCCAGUAUUAGAAAAUUGUCUUCAAUGCCAAAAGAUGUAUACCUCAUAUUUUAGAAAUGUAUGACUUUAAGCCUGUUAUUUAAGUCAUAGCGUGAGUUUUUGAACGUGAUAUAAGCAAUAUAAGUUUUCUUAUCUUGGAUUUCCUAACUUGACAUCCAAUUGUUUGUAGUAUUGUUGGUUAUCUGAGCAGAUUAUCAUGUUCAAAUUUUCUUUGUUGCUCUUUAAUACAUGUGAAUAAAGUUUGUAGAAAAAUGUGAAAAACUA